UAAAAACAGGUUGUUCUCUUGGUUUUUAAGGGGAAUUGGUAGUGUUGAUCUUUUCGACUAGUUGUUUAGUGGAGUGAACACAGACAAUUUGUUUCUUGCUGCUGACAAUGGCGAUCAAAGAUUCUGAGCUUGGCAAUUUGGUUGUGGCUUAAAGGCCUUGCUACAUGCUGGACAGCUGCUGAGCCAAGUGACAGACUUGUUUUAUUUUAUUUUUAUUUUUUGUUGUGCUUAUCACUCUUUUCAUACACCAUUUUCUUCACUCACUCACUCACUCAGGCCUCAGCCCCCACUCCUCCCUCCUCACUUGUCUCUUUCUUCUCUGCUCUUUGCUUUUUUGCCUCACAAGAGUGAAGAGAAGGAAGCAAAAAAGUAAAGGCGUUGAUGUGCUCCUCCUUGCUUCUCCUCAGCUCGUAAGGGGUGCCAAUCAAGAACUGCCUUCACAUGGGUUCCUCCCCUUUAGGGUUCUAACUUUCUGGUUUCUCCUCCUCUUUGAGAAUCUGUGGCUUCUUGUGGAGCAAGAUGAGAGCUUUAGCAGUGCUCACGCUCCUACUGGUAUUACUGAGUGGUAGCAGCUCUGUUUCAGCUGCUACACCUUCAAAAAUUGUCACUGCGGCUGUGUCCAAUGCGGCCUCUUCUAUCUUGAAGAGGUUAUGGUCACUGAAAUCUACCACAAAGACAGCAAUCCCUAGCCACCGACCUUCGAUGAAGUUCGAGAGCGGUUACACCGUGGAUACGGUGUUUGACGGAAGUAAGCUGGGGAUUGAACCGUACUCAGUAGAGGUGACACAGAGUGGAGAGUUGCUGCUUCUUGAUUCCGUCAACAGCAAUGUGUAUCGGAUCUCUCUGCCCUUGUCUAGAUAUAGCAGACCUAAGCUUGUCGCUGGUUCUCCAGAAGGGUAUGUUGGUUACGUUGACGGAAGGCCUCGGGAAGCAAGGCUGAACCAUCCAAAGGGCAUUACGGUUGAUGAAAGAGGAAAUAUAUACGUUGCAGAUACGAUGAACAUGGCAAUCAGGAAAAUUAGUGACACUGGGGUCACGACAAUUGCUGGAGGAAAGUGGAGUAGAGGAGCACAUUCAGACGGGGCAAGUGAAGAUGCAAAGUUUUCUACUGAUUUUGAAGUCGUUUACCUUGCAAGUAGUUGCUCACUUCUGGUGGUAGACAGGGGACACCAAGCAAUCAGGGAAAUCCAGCUUAAUGUCGACGACUGUGCAUACCAAUACGAAACUGGGUUUCCUCUUGGUAUCGCUGUGUUGCUUGCUGCCGGUUUCUUUGGCUACAUGCUAGCAUUACUUCAACGUCGUGUGGGACUGAUGAUCUCAUCAAAAGAGGAACAUCGAACAAAUUUUAUACAUGAACACCAAACACCCCUCAAGACGAUCGUACCUCCUUACCAGAGACAAAUGGCAUCCGUAAGACCGCCACUCAUACCCACUGGAGAAGAUGCGGAAAAUGCACAUGACGAAGGCCUCUUCACCUCCUCGUUGAAGUUAAUAUCUCGAACAUGGUUGUCCUCGGUUGAAAUCUUUGUUUCAAUGUUCCCAAUCUUCCGAAAGAAACCCAAACCCACACAGUUUCUGCAGCAGCACCAGAGGGUAAACACUUGGUCAAUGCCUGAGAGUUUUGUCAUUCCAGAUGAUGAGAUACCACCACCAGUGGAGGCAAGAGCUCCAACUCCACGAAAGACAUAUGCAUUCAUGUCGAAAGAACCAGAAAAGAUCCACCACAUCGGGCACCCUCGAACUCGUACUAACGGGUGGAACACAGAGCCACGGCAGCAGGUACAGCAAGUGCAUAAGCAGCAACAACUUCAGCAGCACCAGCAGUACUCAUCCAGGCCUCAGACUUACUAUGAGCAGAGUUGUGAAACAACUAAUGAGAUUGUUUUUGGAGCAGUUCAAGAAUUGGAUAGCAAAUGCCGGUCGGUGGAGAUCAAGGCUGUGAAUUAUGGGGAUCCAAUCUAUGAGCAAUUUGGUAUGCGAUACCGAAAUGGUUACAUGUGGUAUGGCAACUAUUAAGUUGUCACUAAAUUUCUGCCUUCAUUUCGUCGAACAAGAUUCAGCCAGCUUAUAUGUGGUCUCUUUCCUCUGUUACAUGUCCAUAGAAUGAGGGAAGCACCAAGAGAUCUAGAAACUUGGCAAAUAUUUGCAUUAUAUUCUGCUUGUAAGAGAAAUCUAAGUCCUUAACCAAUAUGGGUUUGUAAAUUUGGCUCGAUUCUAUCUGUUGUCGAUCUCUGUCUACCUUGAUCUUGCUUUCUCCAAGAAGUAAGAUCUAAUAAAAUCCAUUAGCUGGUAUGAAUGUGU
Molecule: messenger RNA, 2301 nt
Organism: Zingiber officinale
Lineage: Eukaryota; Viridiplantae; Streptophyta; Magnoliopsida; Zingiberales; Zingiberaceae
Exons: 7
Coding region: 520-2016 (498 amino acids)
Molecular function (GO): protein binding
Source: RefSeq, a predicted model, not a curated record